This is a messenger RNA of Pogona vitticeps (central bearded dragon), 1832 nucleotides long. It is a transcript of the gene CEP57L1, whose product is annotated as centrosomal protein 57 like 1. Gene Ontology annotation, molecular function: identical protein binding; microtubule binding; gamma-tubulin binding. Gene Ontology annotation, cellular component: centrosome. The record is from RefSeq and is a predicted model, not a curated record. Lineage: Eukaryota; Metazoa; Chordata; Lepidosauria; Squamata; Agamidae.
CGGCGGAAGCAGGGCGGAGCCUCUUCAAGAGCGGGAGGGGAGGCGGUCCGUUUGAAAACGGCUCUGGAGAAGGACGUUCCAGGAAGAAAGCCAGGAGAUUCAAGGGCUCGUCGUGGUGUGUUUCGGGUCGCACGCUGGUGGGGAGAGCGUUUCGGGCUUGGAUACAGGCCGUGUAGGGGGCGAGGGUGAUUGGAAGGAGCACUUGAUCUUUUAUAAUGGAGUCUGUGGACACUGACUCAAAACAUAGCUACAUUGGAAGCUUUCUCCAGCCUCCAGAUAAUAUAUGCUCUGCAUUUGCUGAUCUCAGGUCAAAGAAGAGACCAGCUAUCCCAACAGACGCUCCUGUACCAAAUAACAAAGCUCUUGUGGCAGCCCUGAAAACGCUUCAGGAAAAAAUCCAUCGUCUUGAACUAGAAAGGUCACAAGCUGAAGAUAACCUGAACUCCCUGUCCAGCGAAGCUGCCCAGUAUAAAAAGGCUUUGCAGCAUGAAUCAAAUGCAAAGGAUGCUACUCACCAAGAACUGCUGCAACAAAGAAAAGAUGUAAGCAUGCAAUUAGAAACAGCACAAUCUCGCUGUUCUUUACUGGAAAAACAACUAGAUUACAUGAGGAAAAUGGUGGUCAGUGCAGAGUUGGAAAAGAAAUUGGUUCUGGAACAACAGACCCAACUUCAGAAGGAAAAGGAGCAGAAUCAUGUGGAGCUAUGUGUAAAACUUGACAAACUUGAAAUUCUGGAAAAAGAAUGUGAGAGACUUACUAUCACCCAGAAGACUGCAGAAGAAAAGAUCAAGUGCCUGGAACAUAAGCUUCAAGAAGAACAGCACCAGCGCAAGCUAAUACAAGACAAAGCUGCACAGCUCCAAACAGGACUUGAGAUGAACAGAAUUCUUCUGUCUUCACUUUCGCCCCCAAAAGAUACAAAGAAGAAAAGUAAGAAAAAAAAAGCUGGAAAGAAAAAUCCAGGUUUGAUAAAAACAUAUGACUCACAGCCAUGCCUUCAGACGGGAAAGCUGCCUUUUGUUGCUGGAAUGUCUGCCAGCUCAAGUCACUCUGUUGUUGCAAAUGUUCAAAGUGUCCUGCAUAUGAUGAAAAACCGUGGUCUUUGUGCAACUGCCCAAUGUCCUGAGGGAGCUGAUAAGAGAAUUUCAAGAAGGACAGGUGCAUGCAGGCCAGUAUCUUCCUCCACAUCAUCUUCAGCUACUGAAAAUCUUUCUGAUCUUCUGUUGAUCAUGCAGAACGAACUGGGACAAAUGAACCUUGAGCAUCAAGAAUUACUAAAGCAAAUAGAAGAAACUGAGAACCAAGAUGUUCAAGAAGAUCUUGAACGUGAACUGGAUUGUCUUGUGAAGCAGAUGGAAAUUAAAGGAGAGCAGAUUUCCAAACUGAGAAAACACCAAGAACAUGUUUAUAAAUUGACGCAAAAGGCUCAAAAACUGAAGAGAAAAGUAGCUAAAACUACAUCAAGGUCGGAAGAAUUAAAAGGAAUUAAAGAACCGACAAUUUCUCCAAAAAGCAGCGUCCAUAGUAUCUGUUCCAUGAGUAGGAGCAAAAAUUCCCUUGAAUUGUUAAAAAGUGCUCAGAAGCUUCAGUCAGUACUGAAGAAAGAUGAUAUUGUGUGGGAAUCAUAGUUUUCAAAGCUGAUUUUGUAGACCACUCGCCAUCAGGAAUUGAUUUUAUAAAUUUGGCCUGGAUCCAGUACUGCUUGCAUCCAUUAAUUCUAAGACAUUAGUUUGGGACUGAUAAAUUGUUUGUUUCUAUGCUGACUUAAGUGUAAUUAUGAUAUUUUAAAUGACAUGUGUACAUCAUUUUAAAUUAAAGAACCAAUUUGUUUA